ACUGACGUAUCCAUGGCAACGGCUUCUAGUGUCGAUCCCCCCCAAGAUGGCGGACGCGGAAACAACCGCAACGCUCCCAGUUGCUACUGAAGCCAAGAAACGUCGGGCGCCUAAAGCUCCAGAGCUUCCUAUUGUGGAGAGAAGAAACUGGUUAAUUCAUCAGCACUAUAUCCUCAAAGACUAUGAUACCUGUAAGGUUAUCAUCAAAGACCAGCUGCAGGAGACUAAUGGGAUGUGUGAAUAUGCCAUAUAUGUUCAAGCACUAAUCCUUCGUCUUGAGGGCAAGAUCCAGCAGUCCCUGGAGCUGUUUCAGAGCUGUGCCAUCUUAAAUCCCAACAGCGCAGACAAUCUCAAGCAAGUGGCCCGAUCACUAUUUCUUCUGGGAAAGCACAAAGCAGCUAUUGAAUUCUAUCACGAAGCUGCGAGACUCAACGAGAACGACUGGGAGAUCAGUCAUAAUCUGGGAUUGUGCUAUUUCUUCAUCAAAGACUUCAAAAAUGCUGAAGAGCAUCUAAAGAUAGCUCUCAAGAUAAACAAACAUGACAAGACUUUCAUGAUGCUCGGGAGGGUUCACCUGCUGGCUGGAGAAACUGAUAAGGCCAUAGAGGUGUAUAAGAAAGCAGUGGAAUUUUCUCCAGAAAACACUGAACUCCUCACUACUCUGGGCCUGCUGUUUUUGCAGCUUGGGAAAUACCAGAAAGCAUUUGAACAUCUUGGGAAUGCCCUCACUUUUGACCCCAACAAUUAUAAGGCCAUCCUGGCUGCAGGCAGCAUGAUGCAGACCCACGGUGACUUUGAUGUGGCUAUGAACAAGUACAGGGUGGCAGCAUGUGCUGUGCCGGAGAGCCCCCCUCUGUGGAACAACAUUGGCAUGUGCUUCUUUGGGAAAAAGAAAUAUGUAGCUGCCAUCAGCUGCCUGAAGCGGGCUCACUACUUGUCUCCUUUUGACUGGAAAGUGUUGUACAACCUUGGUCUGGUACACCUUACCAUGCAGCAGUAUGCCUCUGCCUUCCACUUCCUCAGUGCAGCCAUCAAUCUAAAUCCACGAAUGGGGGAACUCUACAUGCUGCUGGCAGUGGCUCUGACCAACUUGGAGGAUGUCGAGAAUGCCACCAGAUCUUAUGAACAAGCUGUGACUCUGGACGAAUCCAGCCCCCUGGUUAACCUGAAUUUUGCAAUCUUCCUCUAUAAUCAUGGUGACAAGAAGGGAGCUCUGGAUCAAUACCAGGAGAUGGAAAGGAAAGUCAACCUACUCCGAGACAGCAGUAGCAACUUUGAAUUUGAUCCUGAGCUGAUGGACAUGGCUCAGAAGAUGGGAGCUGCUCUACAGGUGACAGAGGCGCUGGUGUGGACUAAACCGGGCAAGGACUCGAAAUUAAAACCAAACUCAGCAGCAGCCACCAAAACCCCCGGUGCUCCCCUCGGUACCAACCAAGCCCUGGGUCAGGCCAUGUCUUCAGCUGCAAGCUACAGCAAAAACAUUCAACUCUCAGCAGGGGUGUCCCGAGGCCCUUCCAUGGCAGGUGAGCCAGAAGAUGAAGCACUGGAAGCCCCCAGCCCACCUUCUGAUCCUCCAGAAUCCCCAGAGCCUGCAGGGUCAGACAAUCCCAAACACAGAACCUCCAGGAUGAAAACUAAGGUGGCGGAAUGAAUUCACGUGGCGGCUACAGUCUUAAAACUACUCGGUAUCUGUGUCAUCUUUGAGGUCACUCAUUUGCAACGUCGGACACUGAAGCCUCUUUGGCCACAACCAAGCUACCGUAUUUGUGCUUUUCUAGCUCACUGUAGUUCAGCCUUGGUUAUAAUUUAGCAGCACAGAAAUUCCAUGUCCUGCUCAACCAUUCCCAGUGAAAAGGGCGAGGUCAGUGUGUUCGCCACUGUCAUGCCAUUGAUCUUAAAUGUCAGUACAGGACAUAAUUCAUCAAUGUAAACCAAAAGUCUGUUAACAUAGUUGUACAUAUUUGUACAUGUGUCAGUUUGAGAAAGUCUCUAUUCAAGAAAAUGGUCAUAUGGAAACGUGUGAUGGUGCAAGCAUUCAUUUCUUAGCAACAAGGUUAAAGGAUGAAUUUUACUGAUAUUGACAUUCUGAUGUGAUCCAUUCAAUGUGAAGGAAAUGCUGUGACAAUCACUGCUGCAAUGUGAGGACAGAGUGUGCGCUCUUUGAAUAGUUCCUGGAUAUGGAUUGUUUGUUUGAUAGGACUUGAGUAUAAAUAGUGAUACAUGCUUUUAUAUGUGGAUAAAUGUUGUUUAUAGAGUACUGUAUUUAAUAUUAAAUAAGAGACUUUAAAUAAAA
Messenger RNA from Archocentrus centrarchus (flier cichlid), 2293 nucleotides. RefSeq names its product Bardet-Biedl syndrome 4 (gene bbs4). Gene Ontology annotation, biological process: cilium assembly; protein localization to cilium. Gene Ontology annotation, cellular component: ciliary basal body. Gene Ontology annotation, molecular function: protein binding. Lineage: Eukaryota; Metazoa; Chordata; Actinopteri; Cichliformes; Cichlidae. Bases 47 to 1651 code for a protein of 534 amino acids. The record is from RefSeq and is a predicted model, not a curated record. The transcript has 16 exons.